Messenger RNA from Pseudomassariella vexata, 2328 nucleotides. RefSeq lists its product as uncharacterized. The coding region runs from base 1 to 2328 and encodes 775 amino acids. NCBI's taxonomy places the organism in Eukaryota, Fungi, Ascomycota, Sordariomycetes, Amphisphaeriales, Pseudomassariaceae. Gene Ontology annotation, cellular component: ribonucleoprotein complex. The transcript is spliced from 2 exons. Gene Ontology annotation, molecular function: RNA binding. The record is from RefSeq and is a predicted model, not a curated record.
AUGGCUGCUGCUACCACUUCCGGCGCUGUUGAUCAGCUUGCCGCUGACCUUGGCAAUGCCUCUCUCAACGGCGGUGAUGUCAAGACUCCCGCCAUCAACACCAACGUCGCCAGCGAUGCUCAGGGCGACGAUCUUGACACCGCUGGCCCGACUCCCAGCUCGGCCCAGACCCCUCACCCCCAGGCUUCUGCUUCUUUGUACGUCGGCGAGCUUGACCCUUCCGUUACCGAGGCUAUGCUUUUCGAGCUGUUCUCACAGAUCGGCUCUGUCGCUUCGAUCCGUGUCUGCCGUGACGCCGUCACCCGUCGCUCUCUCGGCUAUGCCUAUGUAAACUACAACACGACCUCGGAUGGUGAGCGCGCCCUUGAGGAGCUCAACUACACCCAGAUCAAGGGCCGCCCUUGCCGCAUUAUGUGGUCUCAGCGUGACCCCAACCUCCGCAAGAGUGGCCAGGGCAACAUCUUCAUCAAGAAUCUCGAUGCUGCCAUUGACAACAAGGCGCUCCACGACACCUUCGCUGCUUUCGGUAACAUCCUGAGUUGCAAGGUUGCCCAGGAUGAGAAUGGCAACUCCAAGGGCUAUGGAUUUGUCCACUACGAAACAGACGAGGCUGCCGCCGCCGCCAUCAAGCACGUUAACGGUAUGCUGCUGAACGAGAAGAAGGUCUACGUCGGCCACCACAUUCCCAAGAAGGACCGCCAGAGCAAGUUCGAGGAGAUGAAGGCCAACUUCACCAACGUCUACGUCAAGAACAUCAAUCCCGAGGCCAGCGAUGACGACUUUCGUCUAUUAUUCGAGGCGUUUGGCGAUGUCACUUCUUCGUCGCUCGCGCGCGACCAGGAGGGCAAGUCUCGUGGCUUCGGCUUCGUCAACUUCACCACACACGAGGCCGCUGCCAAGGCGGUUGACGACUUAAACGGCAAGGACUUCCAAGGUCAGGAUCUCUACGUCGGCCGUGCCCAGAAGAAGCACGAGCGUGAGGAGGAGCUCCGCAAGUCGUACGAGGCCGCACGCCAGGAGAAGGCCAACAAGUACCAGGGCGUUAACCUGUACAUCAAGAACUUGAACGAUGAUGUCGAUGACGACAAGCUGCGCGUCUUGUUCUCUGAGUUCGGGCCCAUCACAUCGGCCAAGGUCAUGCGUGACUCCCUGAGCGAGUCUGGCGAUGACGAGAAGGACAAGGAAAAUCAGAAGGAGACAAUUGAUGAGGUCAAGGAGGAGGAAGGCGAGAAAGAGGAAGGUGAGAAGAAGGAGAAGAAAGGCGAUCGCAAGCUCGGAAAAAGCAAGGGCUUCGGCUUUGUGUGCUUCGCCAACGCUGACGACGCCACCAAGGCCGUCGCUGAGAUGAACCAGCGAAUGAUCGAAGGCAAGCCUCUCUACGUCGCACUGGCCCAACGCAAGGACGUUCGGAAGAGUCAACUUGAGGCGAGCAUUCAGGCGCGUAACACUCUCCGAAUGCAACAAGCCGCUGCCGCCGCAGGCAUGCCCCAGCAGUUCAUGCAGCCACCUGUAUAUUACGCUCCUGGACAGCCUUUCCCUCCUGGUGGUAGAAGCGGCAUCCCAUUCCCCCAGCCCGGCAUGGGCAUGCCCGGAGUUCAGGGUGUUCGGCCUGGCCAGUUCCCCAAUUACGGCGCUCCUCAGGGUGGCCGUGGUGCACCUGUACCCCAACAGCUCCCACCCCAGAUGUACAUGCCUGGACAAUUCCCUCCAGGUGCCCCCUUCGGCAACCCGUCCGGAAACCCCCAGUACAUGGCUGCCAUGGCUCAGGCCCAACAGGCAGCUCUCGGAGGUGGUCGUGGUGGCCCGGCCGGUCGUGGACCUAUGCAAGGAAUGCCCAACAUGCCGGCCAUGCCAGGCGUGGGUGGACCCGGCAUGCCCGGAUACCCUCCCAAUGCCAGACAAGGCAGCGGUGCAGCUGGUCGCGGAGGCAUGAACGCUCGCAAUGGCCAGAUGGGUCAAUUCCCCCAGGGCGGACGUGGCAUGCCCAAUCAGCAGAUGGGUGCGCCUAUUCCCGGCCAAGACUUAACCACUGGCUCCCUCCUCCAGUCUCAGCUUCAAUCGGUUGCCGGUAAUCCCCAGCAGCAAAAGCAGAUGCUCGGCGAGGUCAUCUUCCCCAAAAUCCAAGCUCUCCAGCCUGAACUCGCUGGCAAGAUCACCGGCAUGCUCCUGGAGAUGGACAACGCGGAACUCGUCAACCUUAUUGAGGAUGAGAGUGCUCUCCGUGCCAAGGUGGAUGAAGCCAUGGCAGUCUACGACGAGUACGUCAAGACCCAGGGAGGGGAAGCAGAGGGUGAGAAGAAGGAGGAGAAGCCUGAGGAGAAAGCAUAA